GUCUCAUGUCACAAAAAAUCAACUUGACAAGUGAGACGCUUCAACUACAUUUGUUGACCAUGUCACUUGUAAAUAUUGCUAGACAUUUCUACAAAUACGUACGGCCUUCCAGCAGUCGAACUUAUUGCCGAAAAGUCUCAGAGUUCUCAGACGAAGACGAAGGUGCAAGCAAGAAGUCAGAACCAAAGGACCAACUGAAAAGGUUCGGCGAAUACGUAGCAGAAUGCCUUCCAAAGUACGUGCAAAAAGUGCAAAUGACUCAUGCUAACGAACUGGAGAUUCUGGCAGUACCAGAUGGAAUAUCAUGUGUGGUGCAGUUUCUGAAAGAUCAUCAUGAUUGUCAGUUUGAAAUGCUGGUUGAUCUCACUGCCGCUGAUGUACCUUCGAGAGUAUAUAGGUUUGAGGUGGCUUAUAACUUGUUAUCGCUUAGGUAUAAUUCUAGAUUGCGCGUGAAAACUUACACAGACGAGCUUACUCCUUUGGAUUCUGUAUGUGACAUCUACAAGUCGGCCAAUUGGAUGGAAAGAGAAGUUUGGGAUUUGUACGGCAUUUUCUUUGCCAAUCAUCCAGACCUCAGGAGGAUUAUGACCGACUAUGGUUUUCAGGGCCACCCCCUCAGAAAAGAUUUUCCCUUAAGCGGAUAUGUGGAACUGCGGUACGAUGAUGAGAAAAAGAGAGUGGUGUGUGAACCGGUAGAGUUUGCACAAGAAUUCAGGAAGUUCGAUCUCAGUACGCCUUGGGAGCAGUUCAGGAAUUUCCGCCCAAAAGCUCAAGCAGAGGACGUCCCUAAGACAGAUGAAAAGAAGACCAAAAAGCCUUAAUGGAUGAAAUUUUCUAGUAUUAAUUAAAUAUAUAAAAAUAUAAAACACAUAGUAUCAAUUAGAAAGUACUACCGAUUUAUUC
Messenger RNA from Acanthoscelides obtectus, 903 nucleotides. NCBI's taxonomy places the organism in Eukaryota, Metazoa, Arthropoda, Insecta, Coleoptera, Chrysomelidae. The record is from the annotation of a GenBank genome assembly.